Cynocephalus volans (Philippine flying lemur) is the source of this 939-nucleotide messenger RNA. Its product is annotated as phosducin-like protein 3. The record is from RefSeq and is a predicted model, not a curated record. Gene Ontology annotation, molecular function: protein folding chaperone; vascular endothelial growth factor receptor 2 binding. Gene Ontology annotation, cellular component: cytoplasm. The transcript has a single exon. Gene Ontology annotation, biological process: positive regulation of gene expression; protein folding; angiogenesis. The coding region runs from base 20 to 733 and encodes 237 amino acids. Lineage: Eukaryota; Metazoa; Chordata; Mammalia; Dermoptera; Cynocephalidae.
UUGAGAGCUUGGAGGCAAGAUGCAGGACCCCAAUGCAGACACCGAGUGGAAUGACAUCUUACGCAAAAAGGGCAUCUUGCCUGCGAAAGAAAGUCUGAAAGAAUUGGAAAAAGAGGCGGAAGAGGAGGAGCAGCGAGUCCUUCAGCAGUCAGUGGUGAAAACCUAUGAAGACAUGACUUUGGAAGACCUGGAGGAGAAUGAAGAUGAAUUUAAUGAGGAGGAUGAACGUGCUAUUGAAAUGUACAGGCAGCAAAGACUGGCUGAAUGGAAAGCAACUAAACUGAAGAAUAAAUUUGGAGAAGUUCUGGAGAUCUCGGGAAAGGAAGAAGUCACCCAAGCCGGUGAGGGCUUGUGGGUAAUCUUGCACCUUUAUAAACAAGGGAUUCCUCUCUGUGCCCUGAUAAAUCAACACUUAACUGAACUUGCCAGGAAGUUUCCUGAUGUCAAAUUUAUGAAAGCCAUUUCAACAACCUGCAUACCCAAUUAUCCAGAUAGGAAUCUGCCCACAAUAUUUGUUUACCUUGAAGGUGAUAUCAAGGCUCAGUUUAUUGGUCCUCUAGUGUUUGGUGGCAUGAACCUGACAAGAGAUGAGUUGGAGUGGAAAUUUUCUGAGUUUGGAGCAAUCAAGACGGACCUGGAGGAAAACCCUAAGAAACCGAUUGAAGACGUAUUGCUGACCUCUGUUCAGUGUUCUGUCCCCAUGAGGAGGGACAGUGAUUCUGAAGGUGACUGAGGCUACAGCCACUGUAACUUGCUGAACUUUCUUUGGUAUGACCAAUCAUCUGGAUUUUUUUUAAAAAGGAAAGAGCACUAAUGAGUCCUUUUGUUUUUUAGUCUUUUAUAAUUGUUUCAUAUCUCAUACAUUUCAGAAAUAAUCAUUGCUGGUAAUUCUAUUAAAUUUCUUGGAACUCUUUUUAAAUUAGUAACAUUUCCUUUAAA